This is a messenger RNA of Brassica napus (rape), 1416 nucleotides long. RefSeq lists its product as uncharacterized. Lineage: Eukaryota; Viridiplantae; Streptophyta; Magnoliopsida; Brassicales; Brassicaceae. The record is from RefSeq and is a predicted model, not a curated record. Gene Ontology annotation, molecular function: zinc ion binding; nucleic acid binding. Bases 315 to 1316 code for a protein of 333 amino acids. The transcript is spliced from 2 exons.
AAAAAAAAAAAAAGUUUUGGCGUGAAUCACUUCUGAAGAGAAAUCCAGGGGGAGUGGUGGAAGAGAAACCCUGCUGGCUGAAGAGAAAUCCAGCCUUAGGACAGUUAAGGCGGAUCCAUAUCAAAAAUCUCUUCAUCUUACCUUCUCUUUUCUUUUUCUCACAAAAGUUUGUUUUGGGUUUUGAUUGCUGAAUUUUGACUGCCUAUCAUCCUUUGAACCAGUGAAAGAACUCUAAGUGACCAUCUAAAAAUCGUGAGCUAAACACUUUGAGAGUGUGAGGAUUUUUAUUUGCUAACUUUGUUAAGUGUUUCAGGAUGUUCGGACUUCUCAAAAAAUCAAAACCACUACAAGAUGAUGUCUACUUUCCUUUUAAAACUGUUGUUGAAAAGAAGCAAUUGAUUUUUGACAAGAGACAGUUUGCUUCUAACGAAUUUGAUUUUGUGCAGAAACAAAGGAAGAGACAAAACAGGUCCAAUGAUGAGAAGUGGGUCAGAAGUGGUGAUCGUCCCUUCACCAAAGCCAAGAGAAGCAACCUUGUAGUGCUUGAUCAAAACGAGCUUAAAACUUAUGCUAGUUUGGAGAAGAUGUUGCAUAAGGCAAUUCAUGCUAUCCGACAGCUCAAAAAGAAGGGAAACACCAACACUUCUUCGGCACCAAAACAACAAUGUAAGUCUUCUUAUCUUUCAAAUUCUGAUUUGAAAACUAAUGAGAUUUCUUUUGAUAAAAGCAAAGCUGUGAAACCCACAAGCAAAGCUCAUUCCACCAGGUGCUUCAAAUGCCAUAGGAUCGGUCAUUAUGCUAACAAGUGUCAAAAGCAAAAACCGUUGGUGACUUUGGAGAAUGAGAACCUUGAAACCGAGCCAGAAAAGGAAGAGCCUUUGCCAAUUCAAAUACCGGACCAAACUCAAGAUUUGAGGACAAAUCUUUUUGAAGAGGAAGGGAAUGAUGUGCCCUGGUUCGUGGAUCAGUCCAUUGGAGCCAACCAGCAUGGAGAUCAGGACGUUCUGAACAAUUUGACCGAGGUUCGUUCAUCCGACCGUACCGAUCAGACUGACCAAGCCGUUCCGCGUGCGUCCCGAUUGGAGCUUCGGCUGGAACCACGUCCAGACGACCUAACCGACCGAACCACAACCCGUCUUCCCCAACCAACUCGACAUUCUAAAACCCACGGUCGAGCCAGACUUAGCUUGGGUCGUGAAGAAACCAAAGACGGACAUGCAUUCUUAUCUGGCGGACCAUCCGGACAGUCCCGCAAGCGUCCUUAUCUUUACCCCGUGCAUCCAUCUGGUUCGGAUGAACCUGGACAUCUUGACUAGUCUUCUCCAUUUUCCGUGCCUUGACCAGAUCUAGUCUUCUCCAUUUUCCGUGCCUUGACCAGAUCUAGUCUUCUCCAUUUUCCGUGUCUUGACCAGAUCU